Messenger RNA from Odobenus rosmarus divergens (Pacific walrus), 1908 nucleotides. RefSeq names its product WD repeat domain 76 (gene WDR76). Gene Ontology annotation, cellular component: nucleus. Gene Ontology annotation, biological process: regulation of DNA damage checkpoint. NCBI's taxonomy places the organism in Eukaryota, Metazoa, Chordata, Mammalia, Carnivora, Odobenidae. Gene Ontology annotation, molecular function: DNA binding; protein binding. The transcript is spliced from 13 exons. The record is from RefSeq and is a predicted model, not a curated record.
AUGUCGGGGUCGCGCGCGGGCAGUGAGGAGAAGGUGGGCUCCAGACAGCGACUCCAGAUGAAGGUGAAUGAAUAUAAAGAAAAUCAAAACAUCACUUGUGUAUCUCUGAGACCAGUACAGACUACAGUUUUAGGAAAAACACCUAAGGUUUAUCUUGUUCCCUUUUCACUCAGUAAUUACAAGCCAGACCAAAUUAAGCACUCCAAAUCCCUAUUGGAUAAGAAUUCUAACAAUGAAGUUGCAUGUAAGAAAUGUAAGAAGACUGAAAUAAGGAAAACUUGCAGAAGGAUUUUAACUCCAAGGAUGGAAGGCACGUCUUCCAAGGCAGAAUCCACUCUGCAAAAAUCAUCCUUAGAUGUUUAUACUGAAAGUAACAAGCGACAACACAAGAGCACUUCGGAUUCGGAUACAGUGAUUCUCAGUGUUGAUAUGGAAAGCAGUCAGGAUCUAGACAGUGAUGAAGAUACCACACCAGGCCUGGAUGAAUUUUCAGGAUUGUCAUCGUACGAAAGGAAGAGACUGAAGAACAUAUCAGAAAAUGCAAACUUUUUUGCUUCUCUUCAGUUGUCUGAGUCAGCUGCAAGGUUCCGUGAAAUGAUAAAGAAGAGGCAGCCUCCUGAAUCCAAAAGAAAAAAGCCUAAGAAGAGAGAAAAUGGAAUUGGAUGUAGAAGGUCAAUGAGAUUACUAAAAGUAGAUCCUUCAGGAGUGUCAUUACCAGCAACCCCAACUCAGCCAACAUUAAUAGCAGAUGAAAAUCCUUUGUUACCUCCUGGGCCUUUAGAAAUGACUCCUGAAAAUCGAGAUGAUGACAGUGAACUAUUUAAAAGAUUUCUACAGACUUGGGCAAAUGUGAGCAAGACAAGUAGUAAGAAUACUGAGAAGGAGUUAGCUAAUAUUAAAAGCUAUAAAGCCAAUUUAAGUGGCAUGGUCAUUAAUGAAGAUACUGUUCAUAAAGUUACCAAAGGCGCAGUAUUUUCUGUGGCUCUCCACCCAUCAGAAAUUAGAACUUUGGUGGCAGCUGGGGCCAAAUCUGGGCAAGUUGGACUUUGGGAUUUGACUCACCAACCUAAAGAAGAUGGAGUUUAUGUUUUCCAACCCCACAGUCAGCCAGUUAGCUGUCUUUACUUCUCACCUGCAAAUCCGGCUCAUAUACUGUCACUGAGCUAUGAUGGCACGUUACGCUGUGGGGAUUUUUCGAGGGCUAUUUUUGAAGAGGUAUAUAGAGAUGAAAGAAGUAGCUUUUCCUCUUUUGACUUCUCGGGAGAAGAUGCCUCCACUUUAAUAGUAGGACACUGGAAUGGAACUAUAUCACUGGUAGAUAGACGGACACCUGGAACUUCUUAUGAGAAACUUAUCAAUUCUUCUUUGAGCAAAAUAAGAACUGUUCAUGUCCACCCAGUGCAUAGACAGUAUUUUAUCACUGCAGGAUUGAGGGAUAUUCAUAUUUAUGAUACAAGACACCUGAAUCCCAGGAGAAGCCAGCCUUUGAUUUCUUUGACUGAACACACAAAGAGCAUCGCUUCUGCCUAUUUUUCACCUCUUACUGGUAACAGAGUAGUGACCACAUGUGCUGAUUGUAAGCUGAGAAUCUUUGACAGCAGCUGUAUAUCCUCUGAGAUUCCUCUGCUCACUACCAUCAGGCACAACACUAUCACUGGGCGAUGGCUGACCAGAUUCCAGGCUGUGUGGGACCCUAAACAAGAAGAUUGUGUCAUAGUUGGCAGCAUGGCUCAUCCACGACGGGUAGAAAUCUUCCAUGAGACAGGAAAGCAGGUGCAUUCUUUUUUUGGUGGAGAAUGCCUUGUCUCUGUGUGUUCCAUCAACACUAUGCACCCAACUCGGUAUAUUUUGGCUGGAGGUAAUUCCAGUGGGAAGAUACAUGUUUUUAUGAAUUAAGAAAGCUGCUGA